UUAAUGCAGGAGCCCUCUGGCUGAGAUGGAGGAAGAGCGUCGAGAGCAUGUGGCGAAGAUGAAGAAAAUGGAGACUGAGAUGGAACAAGUGUUUGAGAUGAAGGUCAAGGAGAAGAAACAGAAAUUGAAGGACUCUGAGAAUGAACUGCAGCGCCGACAUGAACAGAUGAAGAAAAACCUGGAGGCUCAAUACAAGGAGCUGGAGGAGAAGAGGAAGCAGUUUGAGGAAGAGAAAGUAGCAUGGGAGGCAAAGCAACGCUUGUUGGAACAGCAGAAACUGGAUGCUUCAAAAACAAUGGAAAAGAACAAGAAGAAAGGGAAGAUCUUCUGAAGAGGUUUAUUAUUAGUGGAAAUGUUUUAAGGCUCAUUCCUUUGGCCAUACUGCAACGGAGAGACAUCGCUUAAAUCUGAGCAGACAAUUACUUAGCUCCCUGCAAGCCCAGGACUAGUGAAAAAAACAGUAAAUUCUUCAUAUGUCCCUGGCACUGAGCUCCUUUACAGUGGGCCUCUUGUCUUGUCUUAAUAUCCCAUGAAUCACAAGCUGUGUGGUAAUGAUGACAUUUGGUACCUGCUGCUCAUGCUGCAUGCUCCUCACACUGCCCCCCAUGUGAGAGUAAAACUCAGCUCCACAUUCUGUCUGCUUGGUGUGUGAUUGCCACCUAGUGGCAGAUUCUUCAUAUGCCACACACUCAUCUAACACAAGGAUCACAGUGUGGCCCCAUCCAGUUUGGCCAUUGUAUCCUCCUCUGGUAUUAAUUUCUUGAGCAAGUUGUGCAAUUCCAGUGCUGGUAAUUGUGGUUUGCAAAAGGUCAGCAGUCUCGUUGGUUCACACUGGGCCAUAGAAACAGAUCACUGAAGUGCUGAUUGUAAUCAUUCAACGCAAAACAAAAUGAACAAUUUUUGUUUCAUAAUUGAAGUGAGGUUAUGUUUAAUGAGUGGUUUGAAUAUAGUGAAUCACGUGCGAUAACAAUCAUUACAAAUGGGCAGGACAGAAACAUAUUGAUUCUCUAUUUGUAUUGGUAUUUCACCAGCUCAAAUGCCCCAUGGAUUCAGGAUUGGUUGGUCAUGAAUGGGCCACCUGGUUGCCAGUCAUGUGCAAUGAUUCCCUGUAUUUGGAGUGACUGGUUUUCUGAAUGGGGGCAGGAGCUUCUGUGUGGGGAGACACCUUGUCCUCCAGUCAAGCAAACCGAUGCAGUUGCAGGUUGCCCUUCAUUUCAGUUGAUACAAUGACGCAGCGGUAGAAUUACUGUCUUAGAGUCAGAGAUCUGGGUUUGAUCCUGACUACGGGUGCUGCCUGUACACAGUUUGUACGUUCUUCCUGGGACUG
Messenger RNA from Amblyraja radiata (thorny skate), 1327 nucleotides. RefSeq names its product septin-7-like. The record is from RefSeq and is a predicted model, not a curated record. NCBI's taxonomy places the organism in Eukaryota, Metazoa, Chordata, Chondrichthyes, Rajiformes, Rajidae. The transcript is spliced from 3 exons. Gene Ontology annotation, cellular component: septin complex. Gene Ontology annotation, molecular function: GTP binding. Bases 26 to 331 code for a protein of 101 amino acids.